Messenger RNA from Triticum dicoccoides, 2840 nucleotides. Its product is annotated as G-type lectin S-receptor-like serine/threonine-protein kinase At2g19130. The coding region runs from base 474 to 2756 and encodes 760 amino acids. The record is from RefSeq and is a predicted model, not a curated record. Gene Ontology annotation, molecular function: ATP binding; protein serine/threonine kinase activity. The transcript has a single exon. Gene Ontology annotation, biological process: protein phosphorylation. NCBI's taxonomy places the organism in Eukaryota, Viridiplantae, Streptophyta, Magnoliopsida, Poales, Poaceae.
GAGUACAUAUGAAUCCUAUUUUAUCAUUUCUGAAUAUGCACAAAUAGAUGCUGAAGCACUGCUUUUCCUUUUCUAAUGGAUGAACUGAAAUCUUGGAAUAAAUAUUGAAGAUUAUCUUCUUCCAAACACAGUUGCAACCAACAACGUCGUUGUCAUUUAGCUUUCUUUCCAACCAAAUGACUGAUUCAAAAACGACCAGUGUGUGGCAAGGAGCAGGCUAGGCUAAUGCCAACGUCUGCAGCCACAAGUAGAGGAAAUUUCCCUUGCCCUACAACCAUACAUUUUCCACAAUGAUUAGGACUUCCUGGACUAUUUAAGUUGCACAAUUUGUGGCCUUAGAAAACAAGUCAGCAUCUUUGACUUGGAACGCCAGUCCUCUUGCCCUUAGCCAUGGUUCCUUCUCCUAUUUGGUUUGGAAUUAGGCCAUCGGGGCGGCUAGAGCAUCCACAUUGUUAGUAGAGAACUCCUACGAAAUGGAAAAGCCAGGCAACUGCAUCUGCAUGCCUUCGCCGUCUUUCUUCGCAGUAAUGCUUCUGCACUUGAUCAAGGUCUUGUCUUCAGGAUGUAAGUUCGUGCACGCAACAGAUACUCUUCUUCCUGGCCAAUCUCUGCAUCGAAGUGGUAACCAGUCCUUACUCUCAAAAUCUGGUGCCUUCAAGCUGGGUUUCAGUUACUCAAGAUUUGGCAUAUGGUACAUGAACUCAUCAACUUGUAGUCCUCUUCUAGUUUGGCAGCCUAAUGCAGUCCAUCCAAUUUUACCUUGGUCCUGGUCAUUUGGACUCUCAGAAGCUGGCGAGCUAUUUCUGACAGAUGACGGUAGCUCACUGGUUUGGUCAUCACUUGAUACAGGGAUUAUGUCCACUUCUCCACCCGCAAUACUUCUUGAUAAUGGAAAUCUCGUGGUCAGAGACCAACUUAAUAUUUCCGUGGUGUUCUGGCAGAGCUUCGACAACCCAGUAGGUACACUGCUACCUGGAGGAUGGCUGGGAUUUAAUAGGAUCACUGACAAGAACGUCUCGCUAAUUUCCGGUCCUUCUUUUGGUUUGUAUUUUGAACAGUCUAUUCUUGAGAUAAAUACAAAGCAAAUUAGAGGGUUUAUGGUCCGGCAUAUUUCUAACACGUACGACAACCACUCCCAUGAAAAUUAUUCUGAUGCUUUUCCCAGCUGGAUGGGCAUUCGUGAAGAUGGAGACUCUUUUCUGCUGCUCAAUGAUGAACAUCUAUAUGUACAAUUGGAUGACAAUGGUACUGUCAGUGCUGCUAAACUAGGGGAUUGUGGUUCUGUGAUGCCGCCUGCUUCUCUGGAUUGUGGUUUAGACUGUGGCACUGACAGCAUUUGUGUUAUUCCAUAUGACAACACCCAGUCGUAUUGUUUGAGAGUUGGUGCUCCACACUGUCUAUCUAAUUCUUCCGCUAAAGAAGACGUUUAUUUCUAUCCGAUAGAUGAUGUACUCUACGUAUUUCCAAGAAGUCCUUUCCAAAUGGAAGACACAGGCAGCAGAGAGUGCGAAGAUAUAUGUUUAAGUAACUGUUCCUGUACUACAUAUGCUUACCUCCCUGGCGGAAUAUGCUCACUAUGGUUCUGGGAACUGCCCAAAGUUGUGACAGUGUCUUCUGAUCAACGCAGCUAUAGUUUGUAUGUGAAUAUGGCUAAGCAAGAAAAUUCAAAACCCCAUUCGAAUCCCCGGAUUGAAAUUAUUGUUCUACCAGUGAUAGGUGUCCUGACCCUCAUGCUUGUUAGUCUGGUGCUUUGGUGGAGAAGCAAAACAAAGUUAUUCAUAAAAAGACACGUGAACUCCAGUAAUGGCCUUACGAUCUUCUCAAAUGCGCAGAUAAAAAAAGCAACACGAAAUUUCUAUGAAAAACUUGGAGAAGGAGGUUUCGGCUGUGUUUACAAGGGGACAUUGCCAGGAAACUCUGUGGUGGCUGUCAAAAAGCUAAAAGACCUUGGACAGGGGGAGAAGCAAUUCCGAGCGGAAGUGCAGACCAUUGGAAUGAUUCAACACAUCAAUCUUGUCCGUUUAUUUGGAUACUGUGCUGAGGGAAGUAAAAGGUUGCUAGCAUACGAGUACAUGGAGAAUGGAUCUUUGAACUCUCAUCUUUUUUCAAAGAGUUCUGUAAAAUUGAUCUGGGAGAUCCGGUACCGUAUAGCACUUGGAACAGCAAGAGGCUUGGCUUAUCUGCAUGAAGGAUGCAAGGAUUGCAUCAUACACUGUGACAUGAAGCCGGACAAUGUACUCCUUGAUGCGGAUUUCUGUCCUAAAAUUGCAGACUUUGGUAUGGCUAAACUUCUCGGCCGAGAUUUCAGCAGGGCACUGACGACAAUGAGGGGGACCAUUGGAUAUCUUGCACCGGAGUGGAUCUCAGGUCUUCCGAUCACACGUAAGUCGGAUGUUUACAGCUAUGGGAUGAUGCUUCUUGAAAUCAUAUCAGGGCAAAGGAAUUCAGAGAAAAUUAAGGAGGGGAAAUUUACCUACUUUCCCAUCUUUGCUGCACUGAAGGUGAAUGAGGGGGAUAUUAUGUGCCUGUUGGAUAGUAGGCUGGAGGGCGACACGGACCUGGAACAGCUGGGCCGAGCUUGCAGAGUGGCAUGCUGGUGUAUUCAAGAUGCAGAGGAUCACAGGCCCACAAUGGGGCAAGUUGUUUACAUGCUAGAGGGUGUUCUGGAUGUCGAAAUACCUCCUGUUCCAAGGUCACUGCAGAAUUUUGUUGGUAUGGAGGAUUCCACUUACUCUACAGUCUUGUACAGCCUCUGAAAUAGUAAAGCCCUAUUCCUUCAAGUAUAUUCAAAUGUAUGGCAAAAGUUAAUUAUAAAGAGUUUGUGUCUUUUGCAUUUUCUA